AUGAGCUCCUCCGACGACGACGCACCUCUUGCGAGGUCUAACGGACACAUCUCUGCAUCGAGAGUAUCAAAAGCCGACGACUUCGACAUGGACCGAACCGCAUCUAAGGCAAGAGCAGCCCCGCCAGGCCUUUCCAUUCGCCAUGGACCCGUCGACGAUGAGUUCAUGGACAUUGACGGCCCGUCUACGAAUGGCAAGCGGAAAUCUCGCUCGUCAUUGCCCAAGGUCAAUUAUAAAGUCGAUACCGAAAGCGAUGAUGACGCCCCUCUGGCCAAGCGACAAAAGACGAAACCCAAAAUACCAGAGACAGACUCUGAUGACGAGCCGCUCACCUCAAAGAGGGGCAAAAACCUGCCUCCUUCGUACAAGGAGACGGCUUUGCCCGACGAAUCCUCCGAUGACGACCAACCGUUAGGCGCCAAGCUCGCGAAGAAAAAGGCCGACAUUGAGAAGGCGGCGGCCAAGGAGGCGCGUACCAUCCGUGCCAGCGAGGCCAAGGCAAAGAAGGCUACGCCGAAGAAGGCUGUCAAGGAGGAGUCCUCCGAUGAUGAGCCUUUGGCCAAGUCAGCGACCAAGAAACGUCAGUCGAAUGGGGCUGGCUCUGCGAAGAGGAAGUCGAAUGGCAUGAAGGUCGAAUCGGAUUCGGAUGAGCCCAUUGCGAAAAAGGUUGCGAAGAAAGGCACCCCGGCCAAAGCCCCAGCGGCUAAGGGUAAGGCUGCCGCUUCCGCCAAGGCGCCGGGCAAGAAAGCCGAUUCAAAGGCCAAGCAAGAAAGCGAGGCCCCCGAAGAAGAGGAAGAGGAGGAAUACGAAUGGUGGAAGGAUCCUAAGAAGGAAGACGACAGUGUUAAAUGGACCACACUAGAGCACAAUGGCGUCAUGUUCCCGCCCGAGUAUCAGCCGCUUCCCAAGAACGUCAAGCUGCUCUACGAUGGGAAGCCAGUCAACCUUCCGAUCGAAGCCGAGGAAGUCGCUGGCUUCUUUGGAGCCAUGCUGAACUCGAAGCACAAUGUCGACAACCCUGUGUUUCAGAAGAAUUUCUUUGACGACUUCAAAGCUGUCUUGAAGGAGUCGGGGCACGCGACUGACAAGCAAGGCAACAAAGUCGACCUGAAGGAGUUCUCCAAGAUGAACUUUGAGCAAAUCUUCCAGUACUACGAGCAGCAGAGCGCCAUCAGAAAGACUCGGUCGCCCGCGGAGAAGAAGGCGGCUAAGGCAGAGAAAGACGAAUUGGAGGCGCCAUUCAUGUACUGCAAGUGGGAUGGACGCAAAGAAAAGGUCGGCAACUUCCGUGUCGAACCUCCGAGUCUCUUCCGCGGCCGUGGCGAACAUCCAAAGACUGGAAGGCUCAAGAAGAGAGUGUAUCCCGAGCAAAUCACCAUCAACAUUGGCAAGGGCGCCAAGAUCCCGGAGCCUCCCAAAGGCCACAAGUGGAAGACCGUCGUCCACGACAAUAAGGCCACAUGGCUGGCCAUGUGGCAGGAGAAUAUCAACGGCGCGUACAAGUACGUGAUGCUUGGUGCUGCCAGUGCCAUCAAGGGUCAGAGUGACAUGAAGAAGUUUGAAAAGGCCCGCGAGUUGAAGAAGCACAUCGAUAAGAUCCGGAGAGACUACACCAAGGAUCUCAAAAGCGAAGUCAUGGCAGAUCGACAAAGAGCCACGGCGGUGUACCUGAUCGACAAGUUUGCUCUCAGAGCAGGCAACGAAAAGGACGCCGAGAACGAAGCCGAAACCGUCGGUUGCUGCUCCCUGAAGUACGAGCACAUCACCCUGCGAGAACCCAACACCGUCAUCUUCGACUUCCUCGGAAAGGACAGCAUUCGGUUCUACGAUGAGGUCACGGUCGAAAAGCAAGUCUUCAAAAACCUGAAGCUCUUCAAGAAACCGCCAAAGACCGAUGGCGAUGAUAUCUUCGACCGGCUGACUACUACGCAGCUGAACAACCAUCUCAAGAACUAUAUGCCGGGGCUGACGGCGAAGGUCUUCCGUACCUACAACGCAUCAUUCACCAUGUCUACCCUGCUCCAAAAGCUAGUCGAUCACAAGAACUUGACCAUUGCAGAGAAGGUCAAGCUCUACAACGACUGCAAUCGUGAGGUCGCCAUUCUGUGCAACCAUAAGCGCACCGUCGGUGCCGCGCACGAGGCCCAGAUGGAGAAGCUCGGCGAUCGUAUCAAGGGUCUUCGAUAUCAGCAAUGGCGGACGAAAAUGAUGAUGCUUCAGGUCGACAAUAAGAUCAAGAAGAAGAAGGGUGCGGAUUUCUUCGUUCGCCCCGAGGACUUGACCGACGAAUGGGUUCUCGAGCACCAGCAGUUUCUGGUGGAAGAGCAGCGCGGAAAGAUCACGAAGAAGUUCGAGAAGGACAACGAGAAACGUCUCGCUGAAGGUCAGAAGCCCUUUCCCGACAAGGAGCUUAAGGAGCGCCUCAAGGCCGCAGAUGAGCUUGCGGCCAAGUUUAAGAAGGAGAACAAAUCAAAGAAGGUCGAGCCUGAAGGCCGAAGUCCUUCCGUCGAGAAGCUUGAUGAACAGGUCAAGAAGUUUGACGACAGAGUCAAGACGUUGGAGUUGCAGGCCGCCGAUCGUGAUGGCAACAAGGAGGUUGCCUUGAGCACCUCUAAGAUCAACUACAUCGAUCCUCGUCUCACCGUCGUCUUCGCCAAGAAGUUUGAUGUUCCUAUUGAGAAGUUCUUCUCUAAGACGCUUCGUGACAAGUUCAGCUGGGCUAUCAAGUCCGUUGAGGAUGAAGACUGGGAGUUCUGA
Messenger RNA from Colletotrichum higginsianum IMI 349063, 2757 nucleotides. Its product is annotated as Eukaryotic DNA topoisomerase I. The record is from RefSeq and is a predicted model, not a curated record. Gene Ontology annotation, molecular function: DNA topoisomerase type I (single strand cut, ATP-independent) activity; DNA binding. Gene Ontology annotation, cellular component: chromosome; nucleolus. Bases 1 to 2757 code for a protein of 918 amino acids. Gene Ontology annotation, biological process: DNA replication; chromosome segregation; DNA topological change. NCBI's taxonomy places the organism in Eukaryota, Fungi, Ascomycota, Sordariomycetes, Glomerellales, Glomerellaceae. The transcript has 4 exons.